Messenger RNA from Drechmeria coniospora, 1500 nucleotides. Its product is annotated as TRAM/LAG1/CLN8 domain-like protein. Gene Ontology annotation, molecular function: sphingosine N-acyltransferase activity. The record is from RefSeq and is a predicted model, not a curated record. Gene Ontology annotation, cellular component: membrane. Bases 1 to 1500 code for a protein of 499 amino acids. The transcript has 4 exons. Gene Ontology annotation, biological process: ceramide biosynthetic process. Lineage: Eukaryota; Fungi; Ascomycota; Sordariomycetes; Hypocreales; Ophiocordycipitaceae.
AUGAGCGACUCGGACAUGCGCCGCGAGCCCUCGCCCGCCGCGAGGGCCGUCGUCGCCGCCAAGGCGGCCGCGAGACCCCAGCUCAACGCCGGCUCGGGCAAUCCCAACAUGAACGGCCCGCUGUACAUGCAGACGUCCAACAGCAACGUCGUGCUCGUCCGGAGGCUGCGGCGCAAGGACGACGGCACCUGGAAGCAUCUCUGCCGCUGGUUUGUCGAGAACCAGAUUGGUAACCGCGCCCCCUCCCCCGCCCCGACCCGUCUCGACGGCGAGCGCGCCCUGCCCCGCCUCUCCUCCAACCUCCUGGCCCUGCUCUUCCUCGCCCACACAUUCAUCCCCAAGGCGAGGCCGCAUACCUACAAGUUCUUCCACCUCGCCUACCGCAACGACGAGACGGGACGGUACGCCAUCGGCUUCGACGACACGUACCUCGUCGCCUUCUGCAUCGUCCUCUUCACCGGCCUGCGGGCCGGAACCAUGGAAUACGUCCUGGCGCCCUUUGCGAGGCUCCAGGGCGUCACGAAGCGCAAGACGCUCACGCGCUUCAGCGAGCAGGCCUGGCUCUUCGUCUACUACAGCGUCUUCUGGACCCUCGGCAUGUACAUCUACGCCACGUCGCGCUACUUUCUCAACCUGCGCGAGCUGUGGACCGCCUGGCCCAACCGGGAGAUGGACGGCCUCGCCAAGGGCUACAUUCUGGCCCAGUGGGCUUUUUGGCUGCAGCAGAUCAUCGUUAUCAACAUCGAGGAGCGGCGAAAGGACCACUGGCAAAUGUUUAGCCAUCACAUCAUCACCACGGCGCUCAUCUCGUCGUGCUACUGCUACCACCUCACGCCCGUCGGCAACUUAAUCCUCGUUAUUAUGGAUGUGGUGGACCUGUUCUUCCCCGUGGCCAAGUGCCUCAAGUACACGGGGCACAACAAGCUGUGCGACGUCGCCUUUGGCGUCUUCAUGGUCUCGUGGUUCGUCGCGCGCCACGUCUUCUACAUGAUGGUCUGCUGGUCCAUCUACAACGACACCGAAGUCGUCAUGCCCGUCGGUUGCUUCGUCGGGUCCACGUCGAGCAUGGUCGGCCCGUCGUCCCCUCCGCCGGGGCUCUGGUACCUCGUCGAGCCGUUCCUGAGCUCGACGGGUCGCGUCUGCUACAACGGCGUCGUCAAGUGGUCGUUCCUGACGCCGCUCCUGCUGCUCCAGCUCAUCACCAUCGUCUGGUUCACCAUGAUCGUCCGCGUCGCCGUCAAGGUCAUACGCGGCGACGGCGCCGAGGACACGCGGAGCGACGACGAGGCGGCCGAGGAGGAGGAGGACGACGACGAGUUCGUCUACGAGGAGGCGCAGCCGCUCGAGGAGGAGGUCGGCGUCGAGGCGCUGGACCUCAAGAGCUGGGAGCGGAGGUCCGGCGUCAAGCGCCAGGGCAGCAGCUCGGGCGUGAGCCUGCCGGGCCACAGCGAUCGAAAGGAGCUGCUCGGCCGCAUCGGGUGCGAGAAGCAGGUGGACUAG